This is a messenger RNA of Trichomonas vaginalis G3, 958 nucleotides long. RefSeq names its product protein of unknown function, DUF4106 family. NCBI's taxonomy places the organism in Eukaryota, Parabasalia, Trichomonadida, Trichomonadidae. The record is from RefSeq and is a predicted model, not a curated record. The transcript has a single exon. The annotation marks the transcript as partial.
AUGAAUGACCCCACUAUGUUGCAACAAAUGUCAAGCAACCCUAUGCUUUUAAACCGAGUUAUUGGUGCACAGAGUGGAGGUUUAAGAGCGGCACUUUUAGCGAAAAUGGCAGGCUAUGGUGGAGCUGCAGACGGAACAGCUUAUAACCCUCAAAGUCAAAUGAAUUUGAGUUCACUCAAAAAUCAAAUAACAGAUGUCAAAAAGUCAAACAUAGACAUACAGAAACAAAUAAGUGAAAACGAAAAGAAACUAGAAUAUGACAGACACACAAAGAAACUCAAUGAGUUAAACGUAGAGAAAAAGAAGAAAGAAGAACAACUGAAAGAACUAAGUACAGAGGAAUAUGCGAAAAAAGUGUCAGAAAAAGCAGCAGAAGUAGCAAAAAUGGAACAAGAUGUUAUAAAUUUGAAAAACCAUACUACUCAAUAUAAAGUACUGAAAGAUGAAGAAAUAAAACAAAAAGCCCUGAAGACAUAUAUGGAUAGCGAUGAGUAUAAAAAAGAAGUUGAAGCAAAUGUAAAGGCAGAAAAACUUUUACAGUUGCAAAACCAAACCGUACAGUAUGAAAACUUAGCACAAGAAAGUAAAAAUAACGACGCAGCCAUGCAAAAGGCAAUGAACAGCGCAGAAUAUAUAAAAGCUAAUAAUGACUGGUUAGAUGCCCAAGCCAACGCUAAAGCAGCCCAACUUAUAGGGUCAAUAAGGACAAAAAUACAAGCGGAUGAAGACAGUUCAAAUGAAGCUUUAAUGAAUGCUGACUUUAAGAAUGCCUUCGAAGCUCUUCAUAGUAAGGUGAAACUAGUGAACGACUUCUCAUCUGGAAAGAAACUGAAGUCUGAAGGUUUCGACAAAGAGUUAAGAGAAGUAGCACAAAAUAUGACGAAAAUAACAGAUGCAGCAACGAGACAGGCAGUUCAAAGUGCCUAUGACGCCGUUAGAGCAACUGUUGUGGAAAGUC